GGAUCCGCCCAGCCAGGCGUCACAGCACCGACAAGAUGGCCGAGACUACGGGACGAAAGUGAGGGAGGAAACAAAAACACUGGCGAGCUACCCCCCUUUUGCUUGCCGCAGACGCCAGACCCCCGUAGAGCAGCUUGAAGACAAGUGAAAGCACAGAUUAAAUAAAAAAAAAAAAAAGAAGCUCAGUCACCGGCGCAGUGAAGCCUCCGUCCCUGUGGCUGACAUUUUGCGGUAUGCAGACUGUUUGUGCUCCGAGCAGCUCGCUGACGGAGACCGUCCGUCAGGUUGUCUGCGUUGGCUAGCUAGCCAGCGAGCUAACCAUGCUAGCGAGCUGACAGCGCCGUUAGCGAGAGGCUACGCGUCACAGAAAAGUGACAGUCUGCUGAUUUUGAGAAUAAAUAGUUGUCGCUACUUUUUUUUUUUUUUUUUCCUCUCGUAGAUGUAAAUAGAGAAAAAGAGAGGAGGAGGAGGAGGAGGAGAGGGGGGGAGGAGGAUUUAACGCACCAGGUAACGCUCAGCAAACUAACAUUGCGGAUUUCUUGUUAGCAUUAGCCAAACGUCUGUUAGCUUGCUCAGCUGUUUUUGGAGAACUUGGGUUUGUUCCCACACAGAGGGGAAGGACGGGGGGGGGGCUUUUUUUUUUUUUUCCUUCUCCCCAUCUCCAUAUAUAUAUAUAUAUAUAUAUAUAUAUUAAAAAAAAAAAAGUACCUGAGGCGGUUCUCGGUAAGGCCCUGUGUCCUGGACGGAGGAGUGCUAACAUUACCGGACCUACACGAACACAAGUCGAGCCGAGGGUCUCUGCGUUGUUGGGACGAUCCAGUCAGCAUCACCAUGGCCCACUCUCCCGUCCAGGGCAACCUGCCGGGGAUGCAGAGUGCCAAAGCUGACCCAGAGGAGCUGUUCACCAAGCUGGAGCGCAUUGGCAAGGGUUCGUUUGGCGAGGUGUUCAAAGGCAUCGACAAUCGCACCCAGAAAGUAGUGGCCAUCAAGAUCAUAGACCUGGAGGAAGCGGAGGACGAGAUCGAAGACAUUCAGCAGGAAAUCACAGUGCUGAGCCAGUGCGAUAGCCCCUUUGUCACCAAGUACUACGGCUCAUACCUGAAGGACACUAAGUUAUGGAUCAUUAUGGAGUAUUUAGGUGGAGGCUCAGCAUUAGAUUUGAUGGAGCCUGGAGCUCUGGACGAGACCCAGAUCGCCACGAUCCUGAGAGAGAUCCUCAAGGGCCUGGAGUAUCUGCACUCUGAGAAGAAGAUCCACAGGGAUAUCAAAGCCGCCAACGUGCUGCUGUCCGAGCAAGGAGAGGUGAAGCUGGCAGAUUUCGGUGUGGCGGGACAGCUCACUGACACUCAGAUCAAACGCAACACGUUUGUUGGCACGCCUUUCUGGAUGGCCCCCGAGGUCAUCAAGCAGUCGGCGUACGACUCGAAGGCCGAUAUCUGGUCUCUGGGCAUCACAGCCAUUGAGCUGGCAAAAGGCGAGCCGCCCCACUCAGAGCUCCACCCCAUGAAGGUUUUAUUCCUCAUCCCAAAGAACAACCCGCCCACGCUGGAGGGCAACUACAGCAAACCGCUCAAGGAGUUCAUCGAGGCCUGUCUCAACAAAGAGCCCAGUUUUAGACCAACUGCCAAAGAGCUGUUGAAGCAUAAGCUGAUCGUUCGCCAUGCGAAAAAGACCUCUUACCUGACUGAGCUGGUGGACAAGUACAAGAGGUGGAAGGCAGAGCAGUCGAGAACCACAGAGUCCAGUUCUGAUGAGUCUGACUCAGAGCAGGACGGCCAAGCGUCGGGCGGGAACGACUUUGGCAGCGAUGACUGGAUCUUCACUAUCCGAGAGAAAGACCCCAAGAAGCUGCAGAACGGGGAGGGACAGUCAGCAGACCAGACAAAAGACAUUCCAAAGAGGCCUUAUUCACAGAGCCUGGGCACAGUCAUCUCUCCUGCAUUAGCUGAGUCUGUCUCUCAUCGAUCUAACCAAAUGUCGGCCUCCUCACCUUCUCAUCACUCCCAGCUGAAGGCGAGACAGGAGCAGGUGAAUGGGAACCCCAUGGUCCUGGAUGAGCUGAGGGAGGCCAUCCUGCUGGCUGAGGAGGCCUACCCAGGCAUCUCCGAUUCCCUGGUGGCUCACAUGGUCCACAGGCUCCAGAGUUUCUCCACAAGCAGGACGUCCUCCUCCUCUCCCUAGUAAUUGGCUCUCUGCCCCAGCCCUGCUCUCCCAGGCCCCCACCCCCCCAACACCACAGCCAGGUCAGAGGGUUAAAAGCCAGGGGUCAAGUCAUUCAAUACCAGCUGACCAGGUUUGACCUCCCGUGUCGGGGGGGAGGGCUAAUCUAGCCUGUAAAAAUUACUGAACUCCAAAGCGGAGGAUAACAGAAAGACUCUGGAGAGCUUCUUUUAGCCACUUACAAGAGGAGAAGUUGGGGGGGGGGCAGCAGAACCCAUGGAAUCAGCUGUUAUGGGACAGGACUCUAAGUCAGAGCAACCCACAGGAAAAAAAACGGCAACAGCCAAGUCAGACUCUGGGCUCUCUGUAUAUGCGAGACUUCCCCAGCCUCACACCGCGGAGUCCCUACACGGAAUUUGCUCGACGAGGAGCCCGAAAAAUCUCCCCCAAAUCCAAGACAAGACUUCAAUCCCCCUCUUAAUGCAGGCGUCAUAUCCCCAGAACCUCUGAAAGCAUGCUUGAUGAACCUGCAGGGAUGUUCUCUUUAGUGUACAAGCUGCGUGUGUGCGUGUGUGUGUGUGUGUGUGUCUGUGUGUGUGUGUCUGUGUGUGUGUGUGUUUAAAUGCACAACCUGUGUGUGGGCACCUGUGAGUGUGUCUGUCUGUCUGUCUGUCUGUGUGUGUGUGUGUGUGUGUGUGUGUGUGUGUGUGUGUACACACGUGUGCUCUCGCAUAUGUAAGACUCCCUGGUGAGGCAAAUUGCAGCAUUCUUAAUGAAACCUCAGGUAAAGUGCUUUAAGUGGACUUUGUCCUCCGAGGCAGUGGGAGGAGGAGGGAAAGAGGAGUAGGAGGAGGAGGGGGGUCGCCAUGCUGUACAUGAUUACGAGUUGUCAUUGCGGGAAAUGAAUCACUGUGUACAAAAUGGUCAUGCGCAUUUUGUAGAUAUUGAUAAUGUUUAAAAGUAGAUAUUUAAAAAUUUCAAAAAGUUACUCCAACAGAAAGAACAGAAAAUGCCUUGCCUUUUUGAGAUACACACGUCUACGUUCUGGCAUUUCAGAGAUUUUAGUUUGUUUCCAUUUACUCGUCGGUGAGUGAAAUUCAGUAUUCAUCAGUGUUUUCUUACUAAGUGACUGAGCUCCAAUCUCCAUUUCAAUCACCUGCUGAAUCAUCCAACUAACUAUGAUACUAAGCUUACUUUGUGUAGAGGCAGAAGCUUUCCUUUGUUUUUGUAGUCAGGGGGGAAAACUUCCCCCCUGCACUUAUGUUUAGACAAUUUAAGUCAGUUUUAAAAUUGUUUAGAACAAGAAUGAAGGUAGAUCUGUCGACAGUGGCUCUUUAAAUAAGGAUAACAAAUACUGAGUGAAGCCGAGGACAAUUACAAGGGGAAACCACUACGGGCGGAUGAACGCUGAUAUCAUGUGAAGUAUUAUUAUUUUUUCCUUGGCUUGUAAUUUAUCCUUAGUGUUAAUUAAAAACUAUAAAGUGGAGGCGAGGAGUAACUGGCGAGGACCAUCGUAGGCAAUCGCAUCAUGACACUCGCUCACGGCCAAACUAAAGCGCAGAUCAGGACAAGCCAAGCUGCAGAGAUCAACGCCAUCCUUAUUUCCUCACUCCAGACAUUUCUGUUCUCACUUCCACACCAUGCUAGAAGUGCCAUGUCCUCUUUUAUGCUUUCACCAGAUGUUUGUAGUAUGAUUUGCACCUUUUGUUUUAUUUUUUUUUAUAUUUUUCAGAUUAGUAUUUUUUUUUUUUUUGCACUUUAAAAAGUGUCGAGUAUUUAAAGAAAACCUGUACGAGGAAAAAAAAAAACAAAAUGAAAAAAGUUGCUAAUAGCCAUGUUUUACUAUAUAUGUUUACUUAAGAGUUCCAGAAUUUACUACUGUGCUAAUGCAGCAAUAAUGUUGAGGAGUUGCAUCAAGACGCACUUGUCAACACAGGGAUCGAAAGAAAUUAAGAAAUAUCUGAUAUUUUUAUAACUGCAAAGAGUUAAGUAUGGAAAUAUGGAAUGCUUUAUGGAUAUGGGCACCUGCCUCUGGCAAAAAAAUAUCUAUACCUUACAGAAAAACAUAUGCUACGGAAAUAACUACAAAAUGUGUACAUUUGGUCUCCUUUAUCAUAGCUGACAGUUUAUAGUACUGUAUAUAAUCUUUGCUUGUGUCAUUUGAGAAUUCCCAAGUUAAAUGUAAGCUCCUUGUAAGCUUUCAAAGUGACAUGAGAAAUAAAGAUCUAAUGCUAACUGAGAA
Molecule: messenger RNA, 4402 nt
Organism: Dicentrarchus labrax (European seabass)
Lineage: Eukaryota; Metazoa; Chordata; Actinopteri; Moronidae
Gene: stk24b
Product: serine/threonine kinase 24b (STE20 homolog, yeast)
Exons: 11
Coding region: 832-2181 (449 amino acids)
Biological process (GO): protein phosphorylation
Molecular function (GO): ATP binding; protein kinase activity
Source: RefSeq, a predicted model, not a curated record